AUGGUCUGGGGCAGUAUGUCAUCAAAAGGAAUAGAAAAACUUCAUUUUAUUGAUGGAAAUGUGGAUACAAACAAAUAUUUGGCAAUUUUAGAAGAAUCGCUUUUACCAGUGAUGGAAGAAUGUUUGACAUCCGGCCAAGAUUUUGUGUUUCAGCAAGAUGGUGGCCAUACCUCAAAAAAAGCUAUAAAAUGGAUGGAAGAAAAUAAUGUACCACUUUUGAAAUGGAGACUAUAA
This is a messenger RNA of Acanthoscelides obtectus, 234 nucleotides long. NCBI's taxonomy places the organism in Eukaryota, Metazoa, Arthropoda, Insecta, Coleoptera, Chrysomelidae. The record is from the annotation of a GenBank genome assembly.